UACCCCCAGCGUUCUGGGAAGUUUUAUGAAUGAAGUUCUGCCAACCCUUUCGUUGCCAAAGACGGUGGUAAAAAUGUGCUUGGGCCAGUGUACCCCGGGUCGACGACCAUUGCCCCUCCAGUAACCGUGCACAGUAGAAAGGAUCAUUGCAGCAGCCCCGGUGGCUCAUUAGCAAGCUGACCGUUGCCGUGUGAACACACUAUCCUCUCCGCAGCUCAAUAUCGUGUGAUGUGAGGUUCGGAUCGAUUUGGAGCAUUUAAAAGCAAGUAAAAGUGAACGCAAUCCGGAUACAAAAUGAAGUGCAGUAACGUUCAAUCGUACACAAUUGCCGUCGCCGUGCAGUUAACUGUGUUGCUCUGCUGUGUUGGCGUAACCGACGCGCGGAUAAUUCACCGGAUCAGUGAUUAUAAUGCCCCGAUGGCGGAACCAGUGCGCCAGUGCCGUGCGAUCUGCUUGGCGAAUCAUCUGCACGAGGAGAUCAACAACAUUGUCGUGACGGAUGAGUGUACCGAUCGGCCGAACUGUUUCAUGUGCUGGGACUACUGCAAGAUUCUGCACGAGGAGAAGCGCAUCGUGCGCGGCUUGAUGUGCAGUGAUGUGAUUUGUUACUCUGGAUGUAAGACGGCCUGCAAAUACUACGGAGGAUUCUUUCGAAGCGAAACCCCGAAAGCUCUGCUAAGGUCUCUCACCAUACCGGCCGUCGGCGGACACCCAUCCAAGAACCGGUACGACGUUGAACCCAGUGCUACCUAAUCAACGAGACGCGUGCUCGUACAUCGUUACUACCUUACCCUCGCCACCAGACGGAAAGGGCUUGUUCCAGCGUAGAAAGCAUUGUAAAUAACUGCACGGCCCUCCCC
Molecule: messenger RNA, 860 nt
Organism: Anopheles stephensi (Asian malaria mosquito)
Lineage: Eukaryota; Metazoa; Arthropoda; Insecta; Diptera; Culicidae
Exons: 2
Coding region: 295-753 (152 amino acids)
Source: RefSeq, a predicted model, not a curated record